This is a messenger RNA of Ceraceosorus guamensis, 628 nucleotides long. RefSeq lists its product as hypothetical. NCBI's taxonomy places the organism in Eukaryota, Fungi, Basidiomycota, Exobasidiomycetes, Ceraceosorales, Ceraceosoraceae. The record is from RefSeq and is a predicted model, not a curated record. The coding region runs from base 342 to 560 and encodes 72 amino acids. The transcript has a single exon.
GCGUGACCUUGCAAUUCAAAGAAAGCAUUCAAAAUUAUCCAUCGCGCGGUCGUUGGCAAAGGGCCACCGGAACCGUCAAGGGUCGCGAGUGCGAGGUGCGAGUGUGUUGCAACACACUAGGCAAUGCUGAGCUGCUAGCUGCAUGAUCCUGCUUCCUGCUUCCUGCUUCCUGCUUCCUGUUCACCUACCGUGAUUACAAUGACAUGCUUAAAUUGACCUUAUAAGCGCGCGAUCCGCUCCAAAAGGCAUGCCCAGCGCGCAAUCUCGAGCUCUCGGUGUCCUGAAAAGAUUGCGACGCCGACGGAUUUUUGAUUUGAAUUAAUGGCGAGGGCUAGAGAGCGAUGGCUUCCUUAUUCACGAUUGUAAUUGCACCUGCUGCGUUCGUGACUUGUCGUUUCUGCUGUGAUGCAAUUAGGUACGUAGUUGGCAUACUGGCUGGGUACAAAGUCAAAUCCUUGGUUGUCUCAGCGGGGCUUUCUGAUGCCUCUGAUUUGAACACGGCACGGGUUCCUGCUGCUUCCACAUCUACCUCCUCACCUCCGUCGGCAUCGUCUCAGUAGUCGGCGAAGGCAAGGGCGAUCCCAAUACUGAAGCUGGAGCGCGUGGCAAGGCUGUGAAUAGAGAAGGG